Molecule: messenger RNA, 3053 nt
Organism: Castor canadensis (American beaver)
Lineage: Eukaryota; Metazoa; Chordata; Mammalia; Rodentia; Castoridae
Source: RefSeq, a predicted model, not a curated record
CUUCCUCAGACAGUCUCCAAUACUCAUGAACAAUUGGGAUGUGGGGAUGGGGUAAAGGAGGGAAUCUAGGUAUUUCUCUCCCACUUGCCCAUUUCUCCCAUCUUUCUCCACUUCCUCUCUUCUUUUCAAAAAUUGUGUGUGUUCUCCUUUAAGGGGUUGGGCAUCUCUCCCGCCCUCUCUACAGUCGACUGAAGUUUCCGAGGAGCCUACUCUGGCUAGGCAGGACACACCUUUCAUAAGACCCCAAACUGUGCUCUGUGCAUCUCAAAUGCUGCUUUUCCUUGUGUUCUCCCUCCUACCCCUAACUUCCUUUUCAACUACAAGGUUCAGCGUCUCUGCAGAAGGGUUGAGCAUCCUUGAGGUUUCCUACCCUUAACUGCUCCAUCUUUGGAUGGAGCAAGAGAAAUGUGGUGGGGGGGCCGGGGCCAGAGUUUCAACAUUGCUCCCCAGAAGGAGGAGUCACAGAUGGGGCAUUCGGGACCAAAGUCUGUCCAGUCUGUCUGGGGAAGCAGGAUGCCUGAGCCCAAGAGUCGUCAGCUUAGCAGUUGCCUGGCCUCUGGAUGCCUACCAGGGGAACAGAUCCUAGCAUGGGCCCCAGGACUGAGGAAAGGGCUGGAACCUGAAUUGCCUGGAACCCUGAUCUGCACCAACUUUAGGGUCAUGUUCCAGCCCCGUGGAUGGGAGCGGAGUCAGGACACGCCCCUGAGCAGUGACUAUGAUUUUACCCUCGUUAACAUUGGACGAUUAGAAGCUGUGAGUGGCUUGUCCCGAGUGCAGCUCCAUCCAGGGUCCCAGCUUAAAUUCAUCCCUGAGGAGAUUCUGGUUCAUGGCCGAGACUUCCGAUUGCUCAGAGUUGGUUUUGAGGCUGGAGGAUUAGAGCCUCAGGCCUUUCAGGUAACCAUGGCCAUUGUCCAAGCCAGAGCUCAAAGCAGUCAAACCCAUCUGUAUGGAGGGAUAACACUGAGCAAGGCUGGCCAGGGUUCUAGUUCCAGAAAACCCCCUAUUCCUCUCUUGGAGACAUUAGAAGACUGGGAGACUGAGCGGAAGAAGCAGGGGGCCAGAUGCUGGAGAGUCAGCACUGUCAAUGAGAGGUUUGACGUAUCUACCAGCCUUCCCCGUUACUUCUGGGUCCCUAACCGAAUUCUGGACAGUGAGGUCAGGAGAGCAUUUGGCCACUUCCAUCAGGGCCGAGGACCGCGCCUGUCCUGGCAUCACCCUGGGGGCAGUGAUCUUCUCCGCUGUGGAGGCUUCUAUACAGCCAGUGACCCCAACAAGGAGGAUAUCAGAGCAGUGGAGACUAUGCUCCAGGCUGGGCAUGCUGAUGUUGUCCUGGUAGACACUAUGGAUGAGCUGCCUGGUCCUGCAGAUGUCCAACUUGCACACUUGAAACUGAGGGCCCUCUGCCUGCCUGACUCAUCUGUAGCUGAGGAUAAAUGGCUCUCAGCCUUGGAAGGAACACGAUGGUUGGACUACAUCAGGUCUUGUCUUCGAAAGGCCAGUGAUGUCUCUGUUUUAGUGACAUCCAGAGUUCGUUCUGUAGUGCUUCAAGAGCGCGGUGAUCGUGAUUUCAAUGGCCUCCUCUCUUCACUCGUCCAGCUGCUUUUGGCCCCUGAAGCCCGAACACUGUUUGGCUUCCAAUCAUUAGUGCAGCGAGAGUGGGUGGCAGCUGGACACCCCUUCCUGACCCGGCUUGGGGCAACUGGGACCAGUGAAGAGGCCCCAGUGUUUCUCCUCUUCCUUGACUGUGUCUGGCAGCUUCUUCAGCAGUUUCCAGCUGAGUUUGAAUUCUCUGAGUUUUUCCUUCUUGCUCUGCAUGACAGUGUCAGGGUUCCUGACACUCUUACCUUCCUGAGAAAUACUCCCUGGGAGCGUGGAAAGCAGAGUGGACAGUUCAACUCCUACACACAAGUUUACACCCCAGGGAACUCCCAGUCCCCAGCUGAGAACUCUGUAAACCUGCAGCUGUCUGUCUGGGACUGGGAGUUGCGCUACAACAAUGAACAGAUAUUACGAUUCCAUAAUCCUGGUUAUAACCCGGAGCAUCGCCCGGACUCCUGGUUCCCUAGACAGCAGUCAAGCUUCAUAGUUCCUGGACCCCCCAGUUCUGUGUGGCUCUUCUCUAGAGGGGCUCUGACUCCCCUGAAUCAGCUCUGUCCUUGGCGAGAUAGUCCUUCCCUGCUAGCAGUCUCCUCUCGUUGGCUUCCUCGACCUGCCAUCUCCUCAGAAAGCCUGGCUGACCAGGAGUGGGGGCUCCCCUCACAUUGGGGAGCUUGCCCUUUACCUCCAGGGCUACUGCUGCCUGGAUAUGUGGGACCUCAGAUCAGACUCUGGAGACGCUGCUACCUGAGGGGAAGGCCUGAGGCUCAGAUGGGCCUCUCAGCUCUUACAGUCUCUGGCCUCCAGGAUGAACUAUCCUGUCUUCAGGAGCUAUUAAGAAAAUGGACACCCAGAGUAUCUCCUGAGGAUCACUGCAAGAAAAGAGAUCCACAUACCAUUCUCUCCCAAUCCCGUUGAAACUGCUGGCAUUAUCAAAGGCAGGGCAGUGAGGAAUAUGGGUAAUCUUUGUCUAAUCUUUCAGUUUUUCCUAUCUGGCCUUGCUGCCUCAGCUUUUCACAUUCCAGCCCUUAAAGCUCAUUUAAUAUACUUGAGCUUCUGUAGCAGAUGGUGGUGCUAAUCUCCAGUUCUUCUGUCUUGUUUGGUUCCUAAAGAUAUUUUUGUUUCUUGUGAUCUGAAGAAUUAAGAAACAAAAACAAUCCAGAUUGUGAUUGCCUACUUUUUUUUUUUUUAGGGGCAAUUUCAUCCCUUUUGGAUAACCAACUGUUAAUAAAUUGUGAGAUCAGAGAUGCUGUUCACGAGUUCCACUAUGAUGUCCUGAAGACAUUCUCACUCCCUCUUGCUGCUGCUUUAAAUCCAAUUUCUGUUUCUUCCUUUAUAGUUUGUGUGUGUGUGUGUGUGAAUGAGGUGGAUGUGGGAGACACUCUGUGUCUUCCCAUUGUACAUUUUUGUAGUAGCAUUUCUAUUUAAGGAGUUCAUUAAAGCACAGUAUUUCUACA